Molecule: messenger RNA, 3412 nt
Organism: Chlamydomonas reinhardtii
Lineage: Eukaryota; Viridiplantae; Chlorophyta; Chlorophyceae; Chlamydomonadales; Chlamydomonadaceae
Exons: 6
Coding region: 367-1995 (542 amino acids)
Source: RefSeq, a predicted model, not a curated record
AGUUUCGCCCUCGCGGUGCACGCCACAUAAAAACGAACGAACGAACGCACUUACCGUCGUCCCGACCGUCGGCAUUUAGGACACACCUGGCCUUGAAUUCUUUCAACGUUGGACGUUUCCCUGCAUUCAGGUGCUUCUUAGCAGCAGGUAAGCCCCUUAGCCAUGGGAGCUGUCUCGCGAAUGACGCGAAUGUCCUUAGCCGUGCGCCAGCUCUCUAGGGUAGUCUACAGCAUAGGCGACAGUGUAUCAAAUGCAACCUACGCGCGCGAGAGAGCAACGGGCAGGUCCUUGUCACAUUGAGCAGACAUGCAGCAGGAGAGCUUGGCUGCGAAGGCCAGCAGGAAACUAAAGCUACCUUCCACACCAAUGGCGAAGCGCAGCGCCCCUUCGCUGGCUGAGGAGCAGGACAUGGGCGCGCCCGCCAAGGCGCCCCGCUUGGACCACCCUCAGCAAGCUGCGUCUGCGGGCCCGGCUGCCGCAGGCGCCUCCCAGGCACUGACGGCGCGCAAGCCUGUCAAUGAGAUGCAACGCGAGUACAGGCAUCUGCACGGGACUGGGGCUCCGUGCAAGGUGACCAUCCUGCACGUCACUAAGUACCUGGGGCAGGUGGUGGCAAAGACCCGCCCAAUGGUGUGGCAGACCAACUCCGCGGCCUCGUCGCCCGCCGUGAGGGAGCUGCAGCCGGGAGACGGCGUCAUCCUGUCUCGGUGCAAGGGUGGCAAGGAGACGAACGAGGAGUACAAGGUUCACAUCGCCCCGAAGCUGCCUGCCGCCAUGCACACGCUGCCUCUCGACAACACCGGCGUGUGCUUUGCGGUGGCUGCGGUUAAGGAGGUGCACAAGUCCACUGCUGAUGCCGGCGGCAGCGCAGCUUCUGAGACGGGCACGUGGGUGGAGCUGGAGGAGGCAUCGCUGGUCUGGAUCAACAUGCCGUGGAAGCAGCUUGCCGAGGACUUCGGCUUGCCCGACAAGUCCACCACCAUCAAUCGCACCGAGAAGCAGGCCAACAUUGCGGACAAGGUGCGCCAUUACGCGCAGCAGGUCACUGGCCUGCUGUCGCGCGCGGAGGCACGUGGCGGCGCCGCCGCCAGCGGCCGCCGCCCCACCGGCCACCUGCAACCCUGCCCGACCGGGCACUUCCUGCGCAAGCUCAAUGACAGCGCCGUGACCGACGACGAGGCCGGCAUCGACGCUGGCGGCAAGCAAGGUUACGACAGCAGUGACGACGGGGAGCGUGGCCACGCCCAGGAGCCGGGGGCGGCCAGCAACGCUGGCAACGGCGCGGCAGGCAUGCGGCGCGGUGCGGCGGCGGCAGCGACUGCCGCCGCCCUGGCACCGCCGCCCGCGCCGCCCGCUGGCGCGGUGACCGCCGGCGGCGCAGCCGCAGGGGCUUGCGCGGGUCCCAGCAACGCCGCUGCCUCGCCCCUUACGCCACCGCCGCCGCAGCAGCCGGCGCUGGCGGCUGAGGAGGAGGAGGCCCUGCAUCUGAUGCGCUGCAUGGACGUCUGCUUGCAGCAUAAGGACAAGGACAACAAGGCGCUGGCGGAGGCGGCAGCGACGGCCGAGCAGAAGGCGGCCGCCGCCGCUGCGGAGGCCAAGCGCCGCAUAACCGCCGUCAGCGCCGGUUACGAGGAGAAGCUCAGGGCUGCCAAGGCGGAUUUUGAGCAGCAGUACAAGGCGCUCAAGGAGAAGUCCGCACUGGCGCUGGUGGAGGCGAAGCAGAAGGCGGUGCGGGCGCUGACGACUGCCCAGCGGGAGCGUGAUGAGGCACUCGCAGCGCAGGCAGCAGCGAUGCAGGAGCGCGACACUGUCCGGGUGCAGCUGCAGGAGGCAGAGCGGGCGCGGGUGGAGGCGGAGCAGCAGUGUAAGGCGGCUGUGGUAGCGGCCGAGGAGGCGGAGGCGGCGAAGGCAAACGCACAGGUGGAGAGCGAGAAGUACAAAACGCUGUGCAACACCUUCCGUGACUUUUUGGAGAAGAGGACCGCGCGCCAGUGAAGCUCAUACUUACGGAAGGAUCAGGGGACGGGCACUGUUUGGGGUCACGUGAGUGCACAACACCAGGCGUGUGUGCAGGUUGCUGCAGGAUGUUGCAAUGUGGUAAGAUUCAUGCCCGUGCGCUUGUGUGCAUUGAGAAUGCCAGGUUGAGAUUGGACACCGGAUUGCUGCAGGGUAUACAAUUUGCCUGCGCGCUGAGGUUAUGCGCGUGGGCGUGGUGCAGUUCAUGUGACGAUUGCAUUGGUAUGCGUAGAGCAGGAUGCUUCACAGUGCACUGGCAAGAACCAUGGUCAGUAACACCGAGAUUUGUGUUGUGCAUUGAAUGAUAUGAUGCCCACCUUGCAGGGAGGGCAUGGAUCAACUAAAAGUUUGGAGCUUCGUCCGCUGUGUUAGUGUCUGUGUCGGGGCGCGAGAGGGACGGACAGGCAUGCGGCGCCCACGCUGUCACGCCCGUACAUGUGCCAAAGGACGUUCUUUUGGCAUACACAGAGUUGCACAGGGCAAAUGAUUGUGUGUACGCAGCCCUUUCUGUAACGAUGUCCAGCGUUGCAAAUUGAGUGCUGGGGUCUGGGAAUACGCUGCACACUAAAUGCGGGACGACGCCAACCUGCUCCUGACCCUGUCCCAUCGCACUGCUCUGUGAUUUUCAGGGGGUGUCUGAUUGAGGAAGUUCUGGGCUGCCAAAGUUGGGGGGUCGGUCCUCAUCCUGGGUAAAAGGGGGAUCCAAUCUCGAAAGUUGGGGCGGGCUCAUCUUUGCAGCGGGCUCAUCUUUGCAAGGUUUGCACUGUUGCACAGGUUCGUGCCAAGUUUUGCUCUUGGCGCUUCUGUCCCUCAGCACGCGGCGCAAUGGGUGCAGAUCAACAGGGGGGGUAGAAUCUUCUGAAACAGACCCCAUGCCUCAAAUGGAUAGAGCUCAACGAGAAAAUCACGAAUCCGCUUUCAAAUUUGAAAAUGGGUUUCUGGGUGCAAAGUUAUGACCCCUCAAAGUGGCCGGUCGGUCGGUCGGUCUGGGGUCCCAAGAGGUUUUGCACAGGUUCGUGCCAAGUUUUGUUCCUAGCGCUUCUGUCCUGCAGCGCGCGGCGCAAUGGGUGCAGCUCAACGAGGCGUGCGUAGGUAUACCCCAGACUUAGCACACAUGCAUAAUAUGGGGUAGUUUGGGGAGCGGCAUGUCGGCAUGUCGGGCGAUGCCUGGGGAACUGGUCAGGGACAGGCCGGUGCCGGCCGGCUUUUGCAUGGAUGAACGUGUCAGCACAUUUCGUAUCAUCAAGUAACAUUGGAGUAAGCCGUUGCAUAGCAGGCCAGUCUAUUACGAUACUUGCCAGCACACGGGUGCACAUGUGCACGUGUCCUGUACAUGUCGGUCGGUCAAAGUGUGCUCCCAAGGCGGAUAAUUUACACAGAGAUAGAGCUCAUCGAG